CUUCAUUAGAACCAAAUAAUAAUAGCAUAAUGAAGACACGAUUAUUUUCAACGUUGCGUUGCUUACAACAUGAAAAUCCACUGGUAAGAAUAAUCGUUCUUCAAGAAAUAGCCUACUAUGCUAAAACAAAGCAGGGUUUACCAAAAACUGGCAGUAUACCUCGUUUCCAGCGGGGAUUACCAGAGAGGCGACCUAUCAAAGAUGUGAAGAAGGUCAUUGCAGUUUCGUCUGCAAAAGGUGGUGUUGGCAAAUCAACCCUUUCAGGUUUGCAACUCCAUGCAUAAAAUAGGCGUUUUUUAACAAUGGGAACAGUGAACCUGGCGUUAUCAUUUGCGCGGCUAGGGCUGCGAAGUGGCAUACUUGAUACCGAUAUCUUUGGACCUUCCAUACCCACGUUACUGAAUCUCUCGGGCGAGCCACGAUUAUCCACGAGUUAGUGAGCCUGAUGGAACUCGAUUACGAAUGCCUUUGACACCCAACAGACAACCAACUGAUCCCUCUGUCGAAUUACGGAGUAAAAUCUAUGUCCAUGGGAUACUUGGUGGGAGAUGCUGCUCCAGUAGUUUGGCGUGGACUUAUGGUCAUGAAAGCAUUACAACAACUCCUACACGAGGUUGAAUGGGGAGGUUUGGAUGUCCUCGUUCUGGAUUUACCACCUGGAACAGGGGAUACCCAAUUGACAAUCACUCAGCAGAUUGUAUUAGAUGGUAAAAACAUCCGAGUACGGGACUGUUCUUCUGAGUUGACAUAAAACAGGUGCUGUUAUCGUCUCCACGCCCCAAGAUAUCGCAUUGAAAGAUGCCGUCAAGGGAAUCAAUAUGUUGAAAACAGUCAACAUUCCACUUCUGGGAAUGGUGCAGAACAUGUCACUGUUUACUUGUCCGCACUGUCAAAACAGUACACAUAUAUUCGGGUCUCACUCGGGUGUCACACACGCGUGCGAGAAGCAUGGAAUCCCGUUCUUGGGAGAUAUUCCUUUGCAUGCCAGUAUAUGUGAUGAUGCUGAUAGAGGGAAACCAACCGUAAUUUCCGAACCCGACUCGGUCAGAGCGCAAGCUUUUAUGGGCAUUGCUCAAGAUGUUGGGAAGAAAAUUGGCUUGUUCUGAGGCUGAUUCAAUUCAACCUCAAAGUAGGUGGCCACAUUGAACAGUUUGAGUUCAACUGAGCCUGAUCCGCCAGUUUAGGUCUCCUCAAUCAGAGACUGGUGGUUAUAGCAGAUUGAAAGUCCCACAAGCUGAGCUAUGCAAUGCUAAUACUGUAAUGUAUGUAAGAUGAAAGUUAUUUAAGAUACCCCCUA
Hymenoscyphus albidus is the source of this 1297-nucleotide messenger RNA. Lineage: Eukaryota; Fungi; Ascomycota; Leotiomycetes; Helotiales; Helotiaceae. The record is from the annotation of a GenBank genome assembly.